CCCGUUACGUGAGUAAUCAGUGUCAGUGUGGAGCGUUUUCACUGUGCGGGCUGAGGAGACGAUUUUUCUCACGCACUUGUUUACAAACUUGUUUCUCACGCAACAUGUAGAGAAACGACCCGAUUCUCGACUGUGGAGAUUUGAACUCCGACUCCAAGUUGCAUAUAAAAUAGGCAUACAGCUAUAGGUUUGAGAUAAUCAUACCAUCCGGGCUGGGUAAGUGCACACGUACCGGGAAGACCUGACUGCGUUGGUCAUGUUUGUGAACGUGCUCACCUUCUGGUGGCUUGACUCACUCACUAACCUACUGUUGUUAACAGGCCUUCAGUGUUUACCCGGUAACAAAGUCAGUAGAGUCAAGUGAUGAAGCAGAUAUUUUUCUCAGCUUGAGGUGCGAGGAAGAUCUUUACUCAGACGAUCACAAGACCAUCUCUAUCUCACAAGGAGUGGUAGUGUCACGCUGAUGUGCUACUUGCAGGUGAUUGUGAAAUAUACAGCGGUAAUUACCGAUGGAACGUGUGGUGCUUGUAGUUUGAUACGAAAACUUCCUACUGUCCGUCACUCCUUCCAAAGUAGUGUAUUAGUCAUACGCGCUUAUCAUCGAUGAGUUAGGGUUCAGCGGUGUGACUGAGUCUGGAGCAACAAGAGAAAGGUGCGAGAGUAUACCCGGGGUACACCUGACGGCCACCACAACUUGCUGCUUGAAGCAGUUUUCGUCUACAAUGGGUGACGAUGCGGUCAACUCUACUGCAGUCCAGUUCAACAGGGACGCCAUACUGAAAGAGCUCAACGACAAGGGUUACUGCGUCAUUCCGGACGUUUUGACGUCAGAUGAAUGUGACGUGUACAUUGGGAAGUACCGCGAUUGGCUGGCGACCUUUGGCGAAGACGAAGCUCCUUUUCAACGACAUUCUAUCAUCCAGUCUUAUCGCGUUGGUCAUCUUGAGCCCACGUGGGAGGUGCGCCUGAAAGCAAAGAGUGUCUUCCAGACCAUCUGGCAGACGGACAAGCUGUUGUCCAGUGUUGACGGCAUUGCCAUCGCCGAGCCUCCAGAAAAGAAGUCGCAGGAGUUCCACACUCCGAACACAAACUGGUUUCACUUGGACCAGAGCGCCAUGCGAGUGGGUUUCCAUGGCUACCAGGGGGCUGUGUACCUGGAGGAAGCCUCUGAGAAUGAUUACUGCUUCAGAGUUCUCGUGGGAUCUCCUAAGCUGUACGAGAGUUUCUAUGACCGAGAUGAGAUAGAGGCAGAAGCCAAGAAAAGCAAUGAACUUGGCCACUACAUGCUUAGUAACAACGAUGUGGCGUGGUACCACCAGCAUGGCUGCUACCCUCGUAAAGUACCCGUCCCUAAGGGCGGCAUGGUCGUCUGGGAUGCAAGACUUGUACAUGACAACUGCAGGCCAGAAGAGGGCCGCCCCAACAAGGACAGGUGGCGCUUCGUCGUCUUCGUGUGCAUGACGCCGGCCCGAUGGGCGAGGAAGAAGGACCUGCAACUCAAGCGCGAGGCCUACGAGAAGCUAAUGAUGACGUCACAUUGGCCCAGCCAGGGGAUUGCGUUAAAAAAAAAGCGCCUCGCGCACCUUGAGGAAGAGCACCGCAUUGAAAAACUACCCGGGGUGGCGAGGUCACACGAGGCCAAGCUACUCGCCGGUGUUGAGGAGUAUGAUUUUGAGGAUGGGAGGCCAAACGGGCCUGACUGGGAACCCCAGUGGAGUGAGCUGUGAUCCCUCAAAGCCACAAGCAGCCCCACCAAUGCUUUGUCCAAACCUCUCAAAAUUUGAUAAACCGUUAUUAAAUGGACAAAGCUCUGUUAUUCUAAAUUACUCGUGUUGUAAACGCUUUGGGUUCUCAAGCCUCACCAAGUCUUAAUAACUUUUAAAUAAUAACGAUUUCCAUAAUGGUAAAUCUAGCAAUUUUUAUACACACAUGGACGUAACUUUUUGAUGACUUUCUGCAUUAGACAACACUGCAAACAUUUAGCGGGGUCACCCUGUUCUGUUUCUGAUAAUAGUGCACACAGAUUAUUGUUUUCAAAAGCAUCAGGUUGCAAUAAUGGUGAACAUCCUAUCUCUGUUUCUUUACUCGGGCGAUAUGCGUAGUGGGGUGAAAAGUUCAAUGUACUCCAGAAAUGGGUCAACUAUACUCGGAAGCUAUG
Messenger RNA from Pomacea canaliculata, 2158 nucleotides. RefSeq lists its product as uncharacterized. Bases 723 to 1727 code for a protein of 334 amino acids. NCBI's taxonomy places the organism in Eukaryota, Metazoa, Mollusca, Gastropoda, Architaenioglossa, Ampullariidae. The transcript is spliced from 6 exons. The record is from RefSeq and is a predicted model, not a curated record.